AUGAAGAAAUCGGGUAGAAAGAAAACCAGCCAAACGGUGUCUUCUUCAACCUCAAAUGUCUUCUCCAAAUUAUGGAUUUCAAGGUUCAAGAACACAAAAGGAUGUGAAGGACGCCAACCAGAACCUGAAUCUUCAGACUGCAAAACGAAAGCAAACCACAUUCCAUUACCAAAGCAAUGUUCAAAUAGUGAUGGUUUUUACUGGAGGCUUUCAUUUGGGAAAGAAAAUGAUGAAGGUGACGAGAGUUUGUGUAGUUCAGAUAACAAACUCAAUGUUUCUCCGGUAGGUUAUGGAAGCUCCGGUAACAUGAUCUUUGACCAAACAAAAAUAAGAAAUUUGAUCAGUGGCGAUGCAGAUGAAGAUUUUCGUAAGUCUCCAGAAGAUUGCACUUUCGAAGAUCCAAAAUUGGAGGAAGAAUGGCAGAAGGUGAAAAACAUGAAAAUCAAUGAGAUCAAGUCAAACGAUCAGAACCAUCGGAAAUCUUUUCAUAUAAGCAGAAAGCAUGGUGGUAACGUCAAAUGUCAUUCUCCAAGAACAAUUGCUAAGGCUGCAUGUAAGAUCAAAGCUCUUGAAGACAUGAAUAAACCAUUGAUGAAGACAAAGGAGAGAGUGACUGAAGAUGCAUUCAGGACCAGUCUUGGUAGUUUUGCCAUUGUGAAAACUUCAUUUCAUCCAGAGCAGGAUUUCAGAGACUCGAUGAUAGAAAUGAUAAUGGAGAAACGAAUUAGGAAACCAGAAGAGCUUGAGGAACUUUUGUCUUGUUAUUUGACAUUAAAUUGUGAUGGAUAUCAUGAUCUAAUUGUUAAGGUCUUUCGACAGGUAUGGUUCGAACUGAGCCAUCUUCACUUUAAUCAAAUCUAG
This is a messenger RNA of Lactuca virosa, 861 nucleotides long. NCBI's taxonomy places the organism in Eukaryota, Viridiplantae, Streptophyta, Magnoliopsida, Asterales, Asteraceae. The record is from the annotation of a GenBank genome assembly.